CCUAUAUAAGAGGCUGCAGCCGGAGAAUACAGGCAGAGACCCGGUGAACAUCAGAGGCCACUGGACUAAACUGCAUCCACACAUAUUCAUAUCCAUAUCCAUCUACUUCAACCCGGAGCAGAAGAAGAAUGGGGCUGCACAGCGUCGAGGAGCUGGUGACCGGCAAGAGGUCGGAGGGCAAAGAGGCGGACGACUUCCAGGCGGGCGUGUACGAGGCGGCCGUCAAUCAGGAGAAGCGCGACGACCGCAGGUCCCACGGCGAGCUGGGCGGAGUGGGCGGAGCUCUGUCGGAGGAGAGUGACAGUGGAGGUGAACAGGAGCAAGUCAGCGUCGCAGCGCUCAAUACGGAUAAGAGCGGCCGACUGAAGCUGGAGACGGUGGACGACCUGUUCAACAUCCUGCAGCUGAGGAAGAGGAGGAGAGAGAGGAAGACUCCCGUCCGGAGGAAGCAGCAGCCGGAGCCUGAGACCGUGCCGGAGACGGUGGAUGAGCAGCUGUUUCUGACGGCGGCGAUGGAGAACAAGCUGCCAGUGGUGGAGAAGUUCCUACGUGACGGAGGAAACCCCAAUGUGUCCGACCACUUCCAGAGAAGCGCUCUGCACAAAGCCUCGUUCAGGGGAAACACGGACGUGAUGAAGAGGCUCCUGGAGGCCGGAGCCGCCAUCGAGAAGAAAGACAAGCUGGAGGCCACAGCGGCCCACUGGGCCUGCAGAGGAGGAAGCCUGCCGGCCCUGCAGCUCCUCCUCGACCAGGGGGCAAAGGUCACCUCCAGGGACAAGCUGCUCAGCACUCCUCUCCAUGUUGCCGUGAGGACGGGACACUGUGAGUGCGCUGAGCAUCUCAUUCACUGUGGAGCCGACGUCAAUGCCAAAGACAGAGACGGAGACACGCCCAUGCACGACGCGGUGAGAAUCAACAGAUUCAAGAUAAUCAAGCUGUUGAUGAUGUACGGGGCGAGUCUCAACACCAAGAACUGUGACGGGAAAACUCCCCUGGAGACUCUGUACUCGUGGCAGAACGGAGCGAAGAGCCUCCUGUGUAACUUCGACCAGGUGAAGACCAACGGAGACUCGCCAUGAGAUCCAGACGCAGUGGCUGCCGGCUCAUCAGGAAGAACCGGAACAAAGACGAGCGGCAGACAAAAAGGACGAACUUAGGAUUUGUCUCUUCGAUUCUAUCGUUUUAAACAUACUGAGGUUGACGAAGCACAAGUCUUCUCCUAACGUGUGUGUCCGUCCAGGGAGGAUGUGCAGUGUGUUCAUGCUCGGGCUGAUGUGUUGACUGACAGAUGUUGAUCCCUCCCCCUCAGGAAGUAACUGUAUUUGGCUGCUGCAGGAUCUUUUCAACUAACAGAGCAUUUGAAAUUCACUCAGCUCCUGGUUCAGGGACCUGAACCUCUGAGCAACAGGGACUUGUGUGACAUCUAAUCAGGGUGUCAUUGAUAAUGUGAUUGUUAACCCCGAUAGAUUCAUCGAUCGCCAAAUAUUGCUGGACAAUGGCUCGGCUGACAAUGUGAAGAUGUUUUUUUUCUUUUCCUUCUUUCGUUUGUCUUAACUUUUACUUUGCGCUGAGUUGAAGUCAGCGAUGCUGCAUCGAGAAGGUGACUUAUUUAUUGAUGAAUGGCAACUGUCGGCCAUCGAUUUAUUGGGUUUGAUUGAUUUAUUUUCAAUACCAUACACUUAAUAACUGAGUGACUGAUUGUUUUGCGUUAUACUGUGGUUUAAUUCUGAGUUCGUUAUUUGUGUGAAAGGACUCCGUGGUCAGCGUGAAGACCUGAUGUGUUGUUCUACUGAAACAGAAGAGUUCUUCGGUCUUAUACGUGUGGAAGAGACGGCGCGACGCAGAUGUUUGAAUCAGGUUGAAAAGAAUCUCUCCGCUCACAGAUUUACACUGACUCUACUGUUUUAUUUUGUUUUUAUUAAGUUAAAGAGCAAAUAGAGAGUCUCCCGCAUUCGGCUGCAUAAUCAAACAUCUUUAUAUUAAUCUAUAUAUACGAUCUAUAUAUAUAUCUGUAAGAUCUAAAAGUUUAAAUCUACUGUCAUUCAAACAAAAUAGCUGUAGUUUCUUUGACAUAUCUCAUGUGAUUUUUCAUUUUGAAAGACAUUUUGGAAAUUGUUGAAAACACACACACACACACACACACACACACACAGACGAGUGUGAGAGGGAAGGAAUUGAAAAGUCACUGUUGGUUCAGAGGAUGUCUGAAGAGUGUUUAAGUGGAGUGAACAAGUCUUGAUAGAUGAAUAAGAAUCUGAUUUAUUUUUCUAUUGUAAAAACACGAAUGUAAAUUUUGCCUUGAAUUAAAGGAUUGAAUAAAACAGAUUUUGAAUUUU
Scophthalmus maximus (turbot) is the source of this 2336-nucleotide messenger RNA. It is a transcript of the gene ankrd1a, whose product is annotated as ankyrin repeat domain 1a (cardiac muscle). The coding region runs from base 129 to 1079 and encodes 316 amino acids. The record is from RefSeq and is a predicted model, not a curated record. Gene Ontology annotation, molecular function: RNA polymerase II-specific DNA-binding transcription factor binding. Gene Ontology annotation, biological process: regulation of transcription by RNA polymerase II. The transcript is spliced from 9 exons. Gene Ontology annotation, cellular component: nucleus. Lineage: Eukaryota; Metazoa; Chordata; Actinopteri; Pleuronectiformes; Scophthalmidae.